This is a messenger RNA of Gryllus bimaculatus (two-spotted cricket), 9474 nucleotides long. The record is from the annotation of a GenBank genome assembly. NCBI's taxonomy places the organism in Eukaryota, Metazoa, Arthropoda, Insecta, Orthoptera, Gryllidae.
GUGGACCCGUCGUCGUCGCUGGAGAACUCUCCGCGCUCGUCGCUGGACUGCCUGCCGUCGCUGCUGCGCGACGUGCGGGCGGAGGGGGCGCCGCCCACGUCAGGCACCGGCACCGGUACGGGCACGGGCACCGGCACCGGCGCCGGGACCGGGACGGGGACCGGCACGGGCACGGGGUCGGGGUCGUCGAGCGCGGCGCGCGCCAACGCCGCCACCGACACGGAGGGGCUGGCGCCGGGCGCGCUGCUGGCGCUGGCGGCGGCCGCCGCCGGCACCCUCGACUCGCGCGCGGCGCCGCCGCCAGCCCUCUGCCGGGCUCGUACCGCGGCGACAGCUGCGCGCAGCUUCGAGGGACGGCUGCAGCCAGACGGAGCGCAAGGACCUGAGCAAGGCCCUGCCAGCCCAGCGCGCCGCCCGCCCGCGCGCUCGACUCGCCCUCCUCGGCACCAAGCACUACCACCACCAUCACCACCACCAACACACCGUGCGGCGCGCGGAGGCGGGGGAGGUGGCGGGGGCGGGGCUGCGCCCGCUGCGAAAGUGCCAAACUUUGAGCGUGAGAUUCAGAAGUUGCUCGAGGACCAGAACCUUCUUAAAAAUAUUCCUCCCAAGUCGGACAGGACUCACCAAAACAAAGAGAUAAUAUCUUUAGAAGAGCUGAAGAACGUGAAUCAGGUUCUGGCGGAACUCGGCCAGUGCAGCUACUUGGACCGACAAUAUGUGGGCAGGUAUGUAGAGGACCAGGCCAGUCUGGCCCUUAGUAAUGCCAACAAUAAUUCUAGCACAAGCUCUCAUGCCAGUCGUCACGUGGGGCUCGCCGCCAUCCAAGAGUUGGUGCGAACGCAGUUGGAUAACUCCGCUGUUCAAGUUGGUGCUUGCAAGCAACCUUCGCAGUGUCUCAUUGAUCCGACCGCUCCAGUUCUUUGGUAUGAAAGGGGAAGCAGCAAGGAAGGGUCUUUAAAAAGGGCGAGGGAGCCCUCGCCUCCGGCACCGACUGAGGAUUCUGCAAAAGAAGAGUUCAUUGCAACACUGUUGCAAAGAAAGUGUUCUCCUACUGGUUUGAGCAAUAGUAAAUUUCCCGUUCGGUCCAGCCAGCCGCCUGCAGACUCUGGCCAAGGGGUGCAGCCAGCUCCCAUCGCCAGAAGUGUGGAGAAAGAAUCAAAUAAAUUUGAUGACCUGGAGAGCAACUUAGACAAUGAAGCAGAAGAUAAGAAGGAUAAUAGUGAUGUUGAGAGUUUUGAACGUGAGGAACAACGCAUUGCUGAAGAAGUAGAACAGCAGCCUGUAGAUGAAGAAUUGGAAGCAGAAGUGAAACGAAUUUUAGAGCAGACAGCUCGGCAGCAAGAAGCAGCUAUGGGAGAAACAAGUCAGUCCGAGUGGAGCCAGUCAGAGGAGGAAGACGAAGAGGGAGCAGCUUCGGAGCCCCUUUUGGCUGACCGGGAAUCCACUGGCUAUACAACAGAUGAUCCUGCUUUGGAGAACAUUUCAAUGAUCAAUGAAACAGGCCUUACAGAUGCAGAAGGUGCACUGAGUGAUGUAAAUUCAGUGUUCAAUGACCCUGGUCAUGACGGUGAUAUGGAUGACAACACAAGCAUGUCAUCACGUGCAUCAUCUCGUAUUUUUGACUCUGAUGCCAUGAUGAGCCUGGACUCUUUGAGUGCAUUGUACGAUUCUGAAUAUGAUAAUUGCUAUCGCACAGAUGAUGAUGUAAAUGUUACUGAUGGUGUGCCUGACUUGGAUCGCAUAGACUAUUUUGCUGCCGUGACGACAGAUGCAGACAUUAAUUUAGCAAACAUUCGUUCUAUGUCAGAAAGCAUCACUCGAAACUUUGGGCAACCAAGGAGUGAGACUGAUCCUGAUAGUGAUGUAUGAGAGCACUGGCAGUUUCUCGUGUUUUUUUAAUGUUUGUUGCAAGUAAUUGUUGAGAUUCAGGAACAGCGGUGACACUCCAGACAUUGCUAAAAGAAAAAUCUAGAGAAGCCUGAGUAAUAAAACAUUUUUAUCAGGCUCGCAAGCAAUGUUGAAGCUGCUGUGUAGCAAUAACAAAACACAUUUACGCAACAUUAGAGUAGAAACAACAAAAAGUGAAAUGGCUUCAUAAAGUUUGGGUUAUUUAUGUUCACUGAAAUGAAAUUCAGAAAAGAGACUUUUGAAGUUUCACUCACUGCAAAAGGUUUUGAAAAAGUCUUCUAAUAUGAUAUUAGAAAGUUUAAGGGUAUGAUCUUCCCAAAGAUUAAUUUUACAUUUUAUUAACAGGGUAAGGGAUAUUAAGAGGGAAAACUACAUUAUUUUAAAACUUUACUAGUAAAAGUUAUUUUUUCCUCCACAAUAAUGGCAAGAUGUCUCAGGAUUGUUUUCCAGAUUAUAUGUUACCGAAUUGAAUAUUCCUUUUCUUUCUUUUCCCCCCUUUCAUUUUAAAGAUUACUGGGAUUUUGUUUUGCUAUUUUUUCAAAGAGUCACCACAUGAUUUCUUUUUAAAUGAGGCUUUAGUCACAAUACACAUUUGAGCUGAAGUAUAAUUACUUUAUAUUCGCCCACUCUGAAAACCUGUUGAACUUGUUUAAUUUUUGACUCAUCUUUGUUUCUGAUUUAAAAGUGAAUUAAAGAAAUAUUGAGAAAUAGGCAUGUAGUAACCCAGGACGCAUAUCACAAAACCUUGAAUUUUCAGCCAAUUUAUUUUCUUGUCAUUUCUCUUAUACAAACAGCUUACAUUGGCAAGUUGUGGAAUAUUGGUCCACAUUCAACUUGAUAUACAUAUAAGAUCCUGAGAAUAAUCUUGCAUCCCCAGAUCACAUAGUAAUUGGAAAAUGAAGUUAAAAGAACAUUUUUAUAAAGAUUAGUUAACCACUUUAUCUUCCUCUUUUUUCUGAAUUGCCAUUACUUCCUUAAAGAAUCACAAAACGAAAGCUCUCAUAAGAGUUUUUUGUUUAGUUUUGUUGGGCAUACCCUGCUAGUGCAACUUCAACCCCUCUUAGUUGUUAGAAUGCCCUUUAAUGGUACAACACACAUUUGACUGAAAAAUAAAUUAUAAGAGUAUGAUGCACGUACAGACUGCUGUAAGACUGAUUUUAAGCAUGAAUUGGUCUUGUUGAAUGAUAAAGUGGCUAAAUAUGAAGAAAAUUCCUAUAAGUGGAAAAGCUCUUGUGUUUAGGAGUGCUUCACAUCAAAUGACAUUAAAUGAAUUUAUAUUACAAGAUAUUGAAUGUAGAGAAUAAUUUACCAGUGCUGAAUUUAAAUCCAAAACUCAAGCUCGUGAAUAGAAGUGACUGAGUUACAUUUUACUUUCCUGUUAUUAUGAAUUCGUGUGUUCAAAAUUUAGAAAUAAAACAUUGUGAUAGGACAGAAAUGCCAAGUACUAUAAAUUGGAGUAAAAAAGUAGAGCUUUAAUUCAUUUAUGUUUUCAAAGUUAUCGGUAUUUCAAAAAGGUGCUGCAGUUUCUUCCCUGGUGUCAGUCUUGUUCUCUGGAAUGUGUGGGAAAUGUCUACUGUGAUAAUCACCCACACUGCCGCAAUGUGUGACCCUAGGUCUCUUAAUUCAGAACAAAACUAAGCCAUGGAAAUGUUCUGUUUUCACAUAAAAUUAGUUGCUUUGUCAUCAGGCAAAGUAUAAUUUGUUUGUAAUAGUUGUUUAAUACUGUUAUGUGUGACAGAAAGUGUACAUAGUAGAUAUAUUAUUUUGUUUUGAUAAUUCUUUUCUAGAUAUUACAUUGUGUUAAAUAUUACAAUAUCUGUGAAUUUACAUGUAUAUUUCUGUAGUAAUUUAUUUGGGAGUUCUUGAUAGUUUAUGUAGUUUACAACUCAAGUUUCUAAAUCAAUGGAAGUGGCCUCAGAAGGUAAAGAAGAAGGAAUGUUUUUGAAUCUGAAUGUAAAUUCAAGAAUUUGUGAUUGUAAUCAAUUUUCUUAUUAUGUUGUUUGAAGUCUUUUUUUUCCUUUCUUCUCUUCUAGAGCAGCUGGAAUUUAUAUGGUGAUACAAAAUUUGUAACUUGUUUAUCAGUGUGCCUCCUUUGUAUAGCUGUUGAAUGAUGCAAAUUUAUUGUGAUUCUAGUCUUUCAAAACCACUAUUAUUUAACAAAAUAUGAACAAAAGAACAUUAUGAUUAUUAACUUCACACUUAUCUGGAGUAUUGCAAUUUCUCGAAGUGCAUACCUUAAUGGGAAUUUAAAAUCCCAAAGAUAUUUGAAAGUGCCACUUGGCAAAGUACAUAUGCGGGUUUGAACUGUUUGUUAUACUGUUACCAUGUUCUUUUAUUAUUACUAUUAUUAAUGUUUAAUUUACAGUGUUAUUUCUAGAAAGCCAUAUAACAUUUUAAUAUCAAAAUUUUGAACUAAAUGUAGAUAUAUCUGUGAGAGUGCAGAAACCCUAAAUACAUUUUACUGACUAAAAGCAUAAUAUACUCAUACUAUGAAGAAUACAAGAUAGUUUGUAAAUGAUUAGAGGUUGUUCAGGGUAGGUAGGUUUUCCAAAGGAUCAACUACAUUUGUUUGGUAAAUUAAAUACUUCUUCUUCUGACAGGGGAUUUUACAGACAUCAUAUUGUACAAUGAUUAAAACUGUACAGUGUUAAAAUUCUUUGUAAUAUCUAAUGCAAGAACUAUAAUUUUUUAAACCAAGGAUGUGAACUAAGGGUAUUAAAAUUGCUCCAAUACUGAUGAGAUAUUGACUGGUCAGAGAAUUAUUUAAGAGCUUAAUACUUCAUGCUGAAAAACUCAAAAAUGAUGUAAUAUUUUCUGCUACAGCUUUUGAACUUCACAAACAUUGAAAGAAAUUAAAGUUUAAAGCACAAGACAUAACAAUGAUUUGAUGUUUUGUUACUUAAGAAAAUUUAUUUUGCAUAAUGCUUAUGCUCAAUAGCUCUUACAUCUGAUGUGUACAAAGUUAGUGUAUUUUAUCAGAUGUUUAAUGUAGCCAAAUUCAAGCAAACAUUACUGAAAGUGUCUUCUGUAAUUAAAAUAAGAAUCUAUGAAUGGAAAUAUUUUCAAGACUUGCAUUCGCCUUCAUUUCACUACACCAGAUGUUCCUAUUUGUGAUUUGGAUUACUGCAGAUUUUAGAGACAUGUCUGCAGGGUAAUACUUCACUCAAUUUCAUUCUUAUCGCUUUUCUAAUGUUCAGAAUUGCAUUUUAUCUAAAUUAGUAUUUUUCAUAAUGUGCUGACCUACAUUAAUUAAAUGUUUUAAGUGUCUAAAUGAUGUAUGGAUGUGCUUGCACUUGAGGAAUAGAAAGGUUCCAUUCUACCCAGUGUCUUUGCUGAUACUCAGCCCUUUGUAAGACAGGUAUUUCCAUCAUUUGGAAAAUCAAAAGGUACUCUUUCCACCAUACCUUUCCAACAAGGCCAUUCCAUUGUUUCACGUGAUGCCUACAAUGCACCUUGACUUCAGUAGUAAUAAUUUAUGGAAGGGUUGUUUCUAAAUUGUUGGCUUUUUCAGAGUAGUCUCUAGUCUCAUAUUGUGGAUUUGUAACCUGAAACAAAUUUGAAAAGAAAGUGAUAACUUAUUCUUUACGUGAAAUAAAUUCUUUUUGCAUCUUUCAAAUAGCAAUUAUUUUUGUUUUAGUUUUAUAAAUGAUGUUCCUGCUUCUUUAAAGUACCAAACUUAAAGCAUAUGAACAAAAAUAUUCCUGAUUCUGUUUUACUGGUGUUAUAAGAACUAUUAAUAAUAAUUUUUAGUAAUAGAUCAAUUUGACCUAUAGUAUAAUUUGUAGGUGGUAAAUUAAAAUAACUUGAGAGAAUGAUAAUUUACUUUUAGUCAGACUGUGAAAUUGAUAAGUAGUAUUCAAACUCUGAAUGAAAUAUUGGUUUAGUGUUUAUCAAAAAAGAAACAUAUGCAAAAUAUCUCUAUUUAUGUAAAAGGACACAAUAUACAAUACUAUUCAGACAAACUUAGUCUCUAUUUGUGCAAUAUAUAUAAAUUUAAAUGCAAGACACUAGUGAUAUCAUGUUUCUAUAUGGAGCAAGUUUCACCCUCUUAAGAUCAACUCUAGGCUAAACAAGAAAAGAAAUUAAACAAGUAAAAUAAUGUGAAUGCUGUUUUGGACAAAAUUGUCCAAGACAGUUGAGAAAUGUCCCUUUUUAGAGUUGAAUUUUGUAGUAGGAAUCUACCUAUAAAAUGACUUAUUUGAAACUCAAAUGAUGUAAGACCCUAAAAGAGACCUCAAAAAAUAUUAUUUUUAAAGGUUCUUUUGAAAAUGAUACAACUUGUACUUUUUGAAGUUACAAAAAUAUAGAAUAAAUUUCAAUGAUAAAUAUUACAGGAUUAUGGAAUUAUUAAUUUUUUAAAUUAAAUAUAGCAUAUACUAAAUUUUCUGGAGAACUAAAAGAUCUAAAUUGUCCACAAAACUUUAUAAAGUUGUUACCUCAUUGUUGCAGUGCAUUUUACACAAGUUUUCCACCAUAUCCUGUAUAUAUGUAUCAGGGCAGAAAUUAAGAAUAAUUUUUUUCUGAACAAAAAUCUAUAAAAGAUUAUGACCUUUUGAUAAAUUAAUAAGAUUAAAAUUUUCAUUGAAUUAUCCUGCUCUUGGAAAAAUAAAUUUGGGACUUCGAAAGCAAGAAAGGACAUAAUAAUAAAUUGAGGUACUAACUUAUUUUUAAGAUCAUAAGAAUAAAUAUUUUCAAUUAAACAAAUUUUCUGGAUCUGGUGUCAUUUUUCACUGUUUUUCAAAGGUACCUUAUAUGAAGUAACACUGUUUUGGGAGUUUAUAAACAGGGGGGCUCUUUGUUCAACUAGGACCUCACCCAACCAGAGCCUUGCUUUCCAAAGCAUUAUCGUGGUCAGGGUCUUGUGCUGACAACCUUGCAUAAAUUAGGAAUAUUCCACUUAUGCUAAUAUGGGCCCCAUGCCACCUAGGUAUGAUUCUACCAACUACAGUCCCACACAAUUCAAGACUAUAUUUUUCUGAUUCCUUCGGGAGAUGAAUUUUGGCAGGUCAGAGUUCAGUUACCUUCGAUGCCAUCAAAGAUCAUCCAAUCUGCUAAACUGUACACUUCAUGUAAACUAGAGUUUGCGUUGAAAAUGAAUGUGUAGACAAUACUUCGUAGAUUCACUCACCUUAUAUCAUUUUCUAUAAUCUACUAUGUGAAAUAAUUAAAUGUCUCACAAUUUUGUGAUAUAUCUUUUCAUUUCAUUUUAUUUGAAUUGAACACUUUCUGUGAAUCAUGUACACUUAGAAAGUAAAACUAAAUCAGUUUCACAUUCCUGAAAGCCCAUGGCAAGUGCCAAUUGUGUAGAUAAACCAGCUUUGACUUCACCUCUUAACCUGAGAAACCCUUUGAACAUACUGUGUGUACUUUGAACAGCAAUGAGUACACCCUCCAGCACAAUUAUAAUAGUAAUAAUAUUUUAUUGAUUAUAGACUUGCAGAUAGUAUCAAGCAGUAUGUCUAGGAAUUAAUUAAUUAGGACCAUUACUCUAUCAAUUUUUUUUUGUGUUGUACCUCCCCAUAUUUCAAUACCAUAUUGAAGUUGUGAGAUUACGCUAUAAUAGAUUGAAAGAAGUACAUCUGUUUCCAGGUAUCUGGAAAAUAAAUAUAUGAUCUAUAAUUAUUGUGACCUUUCUUAUUUUAUUAUAAUUAGAGAUUAUAUAUCAAAUGUUACCCUACUGUUCACAUAUUUAAAUAGGUGAUCAAUUAUGUUCUUCUCACAGUUUAAUUUUAUUUUAUGUGAAUGACAAAUUGAUUCAAUCUAUGAGCUUUGUCAAACCCAUUCACUCUCUGUCAAGAACAACUUAUACAAGAGAAUACACAGCACGUAAGUGUUGUCAAGUACUUUAGGUAACAAUUUAGACUUAACUUUGAAUCAUUUUGAAAGUGUAAUAAUAAACCACAAUUUUGCCGUUAUCACUUUGAAGAAAAAUGUCUUUCAUAGGUUGUAAGGUUGUAAACAAAGAUUGACUUGAUAGCAAUUGUGAAAAUGAUAGUUAAAUGCACAACCUUUCUGAAAUUUUUCCAAAACAAUAUACCUAAUAAAAUAGCAAUUAAAACAUUUUAUAUUUUAAAGGUAAUUUCAAUAUAGUUGAUUCUAAUUUUCAACAAACUAAUUAAAUGUUAUUUAUUCAUUUUUUUUAUCCCAUUCUUCCCAUGCACUUUUGAAGACAUCCUAUGAUAAUGGCUAUUGGUAGUUGUGACUUUCAACCAGUAAUAACCUAGAUUAAUUUUAUUAGUUUUCCUAUGCAGAUUUUGCAUGCUGUUAACUUGGGUGCUGAAGGCAAAUUUAAAAGAAUGAAGUAGAAAAUAUAUUAAUAUUUUAUGGCUGCAUAAAACCUGCAGGAGAAAACAUCAGUUCUACAACCUUCUACGCUAUUGAUUAAUAGUUUACAAUCAAAUAUCAAUCAUCAUUGGGGAAUAGAGCAGUUGAUGUGUAAGUUGCCUCUGCUUUUAAAGAUGAAAAAUAGCAUUUAAUGCGAUUUUCAUUCAAUGCCGUGCAUACCUAAUGCUCCACAAAUUGUUUCAUGGUUUGGGACAGGUAAGUUUUGCAUGUCAGACUGAUUUUCAUGGUAAUCAUGCAAUACUGAAAAAUCAGUAUUCAUCGAAAUUCAAUUCAAUCUAAUCAAAAUGCUCAAUCUUAAGAGAUUUUCAUAAAUAUGUGUAGAAUUAUGAGGGCAGACUAGAAAACAAGUCAUACAUACUCAAAUUUAGUUGCAACGCAAAUAUGAAUAAAAGUAAAUUGUACAUACACGUUCUCGGAUAUCCCUACUAAUGUUCAUUCUUUAAUGGUUUACACAAGAGUUCCAAGAAGUUUUUAUGUUAGUAAAUAAUUAUUUUUAAGAAAUAAAAAUUUUCCAUACAUAAACUAGCCAAAGAACCUUCUAUCAGCCUAUAAGGAAAGUAUUUUAGAUCUUUCUUAUGAAAUAAAAACAUAUUUAGCUCCUGCAAAUUAUCAACUUUCUUAUUCACAGAUCGCUAUUCAGUGUGGAUAAACAAUCAAUUCCCCCUAGUAGGUGUGAUUACUUCGCUUGCAAAUGAAUCAACUUCAGAUGAAACUUACAGUUAGUAGUAUAAAAAAAGGGUGCUGCAGUAUUAUGUUAGCAUUAGACUGAACAGAAAACGUGUUAUACCUUUCAAUUGGUGCCUGAAUGAAAUUUUGAUGUAUGAAUUCCAAAAAGAAGCCCUUUCCAAUAUUUCUGUCUUCUGAAAAACUCGCUCUACUCACGAAAUUAAAUUAGGCAACAAACUUUUAAGAUAUUGUUUAUUAAUAGUACAAUAUUUACAUAAACUAAAAUAUAUUUCAGGAUUUACUGGUCAUUUUCAUAAUCAGCAGGGUUCUUCCUCAUCAAUUGCUGAUGCUUCUUUUCCACACCAUCAUAUAUCAUAUACGCAACAGCAAACGGCGGCACAACGCGAAUCAGCAUACUCGCUAUACGCUUUACAGAGUUCGGAAAACCAUGAGAGAGAAGUCCUGCGAACGCUCGUUGUUCAAAGGGCGAUAAUUUGUACGUAAUAAUGCCCCGAAUUUUGGCCAAUUCUCCGAAGUGCAAACCCAUUUCUC